This is a messenger RNA of Acytostelium subglobosum LB1, 861 nucleotides long. RefSeq lists its product as hypothetical. The record is from RefSeq and is a predicted model, not a curated record. Lineage: Eukaryota; Evosea; Eumycetozoa; Acytosteliales; Acytosteliaceae. The coding region runs from base 1 to 861 and encodes 286 amino acids. The transcript is spliced from 3 exons.
AUGAUUAACUGCAAUUGGAUUCUGGGGACUAGUGAACAUGAUGCAGUUCUUACAGAUAUCGUGUCCUUGCAACCAAAGCAACAGCAACAACAACAGCAACAGCCACAUGGAGAUAUUGAGGGAAGAUAUGUUACAGUGAUCAGACCACAGGAUUGCAAGGAGCAGUGUGCAUUGACAAUCAAGUUCGAAACAGCAGUGUUAUUACAUGAUAUAGUAGUGUGCUCUCAAGCUAGAUUGGUCGAGGUAUACUCUGGCGAGUUGGACGACUACCUUGUAACAAUGAAGGCACUGCAAAUCAAUGAAGACGAUGAUCCAGUCGACAAAUAUGAGGCCCAACAUCACUUUAAUAGUAGAGUCAAUGCAACUAACUUGAAGAUAAAGUUCUGCUCAUUGUUGGAGAAGGAUAAAAAUAGGAUAUCCAAGGUCUAUGUACUGUAUACCAAGGUCGAGACCAACAACAGUAAUGGCAUGGACAUGAUGGGUAUGGACAAGGAGAACUCACUCAACUCGAUGAUGGCCAUAAUGUCAAUGCUCACAAAGACAUCAGAUUCAUUCCAAGGGUUACAACAAAUGUCAAACACUAAAUCCUCGACUCAGUCUCAUGUUCCUCCUCCCCAUGUUCCUCCUACUCCCUCCUCGGUCACUGCCAUGGCAUUGCCUCCCAAACCAAUCAAUCAUCAUCAACAACAACCUCAACAACAAAAUACUAUAUCAACUAAUGUAGCGACACAUCCACUAGUCGGUACCGAUAACAUUGCACUGAUACAGUCGAUGCUGGACAAAAUGGAACAAAGGAUUAACAACAAGUUUGAAGUCAUACUCAGCAGGAUAGAGGCAAUCGAACAAAAGUUGGAAAAAUGA